Messenger RNA from Lathyrus sativus (Indian pea), 909 nucleotides. The record is from the annotation of a GenBank genome assembly. NCBI's taxonomy places the organism in Eukaryota, Viridiplantae, Streptophyta, Magnoliopsida, Fabales, Fabaceae.
AUGGCUUCUUCAACUCAAUUUUCUACCACUUUGAUAGCCCUAAUUCUGCUUCAUUACCUAAUAGGUUCAUAUUCAACGACGUUCACAAUCGUUAACAAGUGCAGUUACACAGUUUGGCCAGGAAUUUUAUCCGGCGCCGGAACAUCACCGUUCUCCACCACCGGUUUUGCUCUUCAACCAGGUGAAACCAAUUCUCUCGCCGUACCACCUUCAUGGUCCGGCCGCCUCUGGGGACGAACCCUCUGCUCACAAGAUUCCACUGGGAAAUUCUCAUGCAAAACUGGAGAUUGUGAUUCCUCCACCAUCGAAUGUGCAGGCAAAAACGCCAUACCUCCUGCUUCCUUAGCGGAGUUCACUCUCAACGGCGCCGGAGGACUUGAUUUCUUCGACGUCAGUCUCGUCGACGGUUACAACCUCCCUAUACUAAUCGAACCACAUGGACAAACCGCUGGAGGAAACUGCACGGCGACGGGUUGUUCUGUCGACUUAAACGCGGCCUGUCCAACAGAACUGAAAGUGAUGAGUAGUGACGGCGGUGUAGAGAGCGUGGCGUGUAGAAGCGCGUGUGAAGCUUUUGGGGAUCCACAAUAUUGCUGUAGUGGCGCCUACGGUUCGCCAGAUACAUGUAAACCAAGCUCCUACUCGCAGUUUUUCAAGAGCGCGUGUCCACGCGCUUAUAGUUAUGCUUAUGACGAUGGAUCUAGCACUUUCACGUGUGCCUCUGCAGAUUAUACCAUCACUUUUUGCCCAACACUUUCCACAGGUUCAAUCAAAUCUGGGGACGAGAAAUAUCCAAUACCGGCGGGCGAUGUGUCUGGUGUCCAACGCGUAGAUAAGAGAAUCAACAACAUAGUGACUAUUGUUGUUGCGUUUGUUUUGAUGGUCUUGGUGGUUGACCGGUUGUGGUAG